Vicia villosa (hairy vetch) is the source of this 645-nucleotide messenger RNA. RefSeq lists its product as uncharacterized. The record is from RefSeq and is a predicted model, not a curated record. Lineage: Eukaryota; Viridiplantae; Streptophyta; Magnoliopsida; Fabales; Fabaceae. The transcript has a single exon. Bases 1 to 645 code for a protein of 214 amino acids.
AUGUAUGACGGGAAGUCAGAUCCUCAAGAGCAUGUGAUCGCUAUUAAUAACCAAAUGGAAGUAAUCGCCCCCACCGAGUCUCUGAAGUGCAACCUUAUGGCGGGCACAUGGAAAGAUGUAGCUUUGAGAUGGUAUAUGAUCCUUCCCCAACAAUCUAUCUCCAGCUACCAGGAUCUCACCAAGAAGCUGGUUCAACACUUCUCGGCCGUUAGGCGUAGGAAAGUGUCCACUACCAUCUUGUUCACAGUCCGGCAGGGCCCCUCCGAGUCCCUCAGGGAGUAUCUCGCACGAUUCAACGAGGAGACUACUAAAGUAUCUCACCCCAAUCAGGAGUUGUUCGUAGGAGCUUUUCAGCACAUACUUAUAGCUGGGCAUUUCAACGAGUCACUAGUCCAAAAACCGGAAUCCAACAUGGACGAGAUCAUAACCCAAUCCGAAUGCUAUAUAAAGAGAGAAGACGACAAUCGCGAAAAGAGAAUCCGGGAUUCUGCUAUAAAUCUGAGGCCCCGAGAAGGAGAAUCCGGGAAGAGGGAAGCUCCCCGGGAGAGGCGAGAUGAAAGGCCUUCUCAAAAGCCACUCCAACGACCCCAGCCGAGGGAAGAGACUCAUAAUGCUCUUAGUUCCAUCGUCGGAGAUAUAUUCUGA